UCUCUCCCCCACUCUAGCAAAUGGAUAAAGGACAGAGUCGGCUGCUUUAGGGAUUCGAAUCUGAAUUUUUCUUCGAUUAUUUUCACCAUGGAUGGAGAGGAGAUGCUUGAUUGGGAGCUCGUUCACGGCCCCGACACCGAUUCAAUCACAUCGGAGAAGGAAUCAAGUGUAAUCGAUGACGGUAUGAUUGUCUCUGAUCAUUUCUCUGCCGAUCAUCCUACAACUGAGCAAAGCAUAGGAUCUGGUGAUUCUUCUCGGGUCGAUUACGGAUCAGAGUAUCCGAAUCCGGUGGUUUUGGGCUUCGAUCAGUUGGAUGUUUAUCAAUCGGGUGUCAGAAACGAAUUAAGGUUUAUUGAUGGUGAGGUCAAGGUGAGUGAUUUUCAACCUUCUGAUGAGAAUAACAUCAUGGGCGAAGGUGUUCACGAUGAAUCUCUUAUCGAGGAUGCGAGCAAGUGUUCGCCCGAAAUAGACAAUCUCCAAGUUGAGAGCCAAGCUGGUGUUGAAGAACAUAUCGAGGAUGCAAGCAUGUGUUUGUCCGAAACAGACAAUCUCCAAGUUGAGAGCCGCCAAGCUGGUGUUGAAGAACAUAUUGAGGAUGUGGGCAAGUCUUUGUCUGAGUCAGAGGGUAACGAACUAGUUUCUGGAGAUUCUGGGAAUGGGAGUGGUGAAGAGGAGAUUGUUUCUGAUAGUGAAGCAGUUGAGGGAAGUGGAGGGGAUACUAGUGCACAUGUUGUGGCCGUAGAUUCUGCUUUUGUGAGAUCUGGUGAUGAGGGUAAAAAAAGUAGCGAGACAGUGUGGUGGAAGAUGCCGUUUGUGCUUGUCAAGUACUAUGCAUUGAGGAUUGGUCCUGUUUGGUCUGUCUCUAUGGCUGCAGCUGUGAUGAGUUUUGUUCUCUUGGGACGCAGACUCUAUCAUAUGAAAAAGAAAGCUCAAAGGAUCCAUCUUAAAGUUGCAAUCGACGAGAAGAAGGUGUCGCGGGUGAUGAGUCAGGCGGCUCGACUCAAUGCGGCAUUCUCAGAGGUAAAAAGGGUCCCAGUGAUCCGCCCUGCUCUGCCAUCUCCUGGCGCAUGGCCGGUUUUGAGCCUUAGAUGAGAAGCCGAUUGAUUAUCCAAUGUCUCAUAAUGUUAUGAACCAGAGGAGUAGAGAGACACGUACAUGUGUGUACAGUGUGACUCAUCAUGUUGUGUACUAAAAGAAUAGAGAUUUAUGGUGUUUAUGAUGAUGUUUCUAUCAUUUUGAUGCA
Messenger RNA from Brassica oleracea var. oleracea, 1243 nucleotides. RefSeq lists its product as uncharacterized. NCBI's taxonomy places the organism in Eukaryota, Viridiplantae, Streptophyta, Magnoliopsida, Brassicales, Brassicaceae. The transcript is spliced from 2 exons. Bases 88 to 1092 code for a protein of 334 amino acids. The record is from RefSeq and is a predicted model, not a curated record.